Molecule: messenger RNA, 4249 nt
Organism: Vicia villosa (hairy vetch)
Lineage: Eukaryota; Viridiplantae; Streptophyta; Magnoliopsida; Fabales; Fabaceae
Product: probable disease resistance protein At4g27220
Exons: 3
Coding region: 1-4173 (1390 amino acids)
Molecular function (GO): ADP binding
Source: RefSeq, a predicted model, not a curated record
AUGGCAGAAAUUGCACUCUCCAUUGCAGCUAAGCUUGCAGAAUAUUUGGUCGACCCUAUAUUAAACAAUGCUCGUUACGUAUUCGGUUUCAACCAAAUCGUUAGAAGUCUUCAUGAUCAAAAGGAUGAGUUGAUUGUAACCCAAAAGAGUGUGAAGAAGCGCAUGAAAGAAGCCAGAAGGAAAACCGAAAUAAUUGAGGAAGCUGUCGAGAGGUGGAUGAAUGAUGUUAAUAAUGUCUUAAAAGAUGCAGAAAAGCUUGAAGAAAAAACUAAAGAUAACAAAGGGUGUUACCGCGUACCUUUCCAAUACUUUCUAGCAAAAGAAGUAGAGAAUGUAACAAAGAGAAUGAAGAAUCUAAAUAGCAGCUGCAUAUUUGAGCCAUUUUCUAGGCGCACUGAACUUCCUGGCAUGAAAUACUUCUCAUCCAAAAACUUUGUCUAUUCCAAGUCCACUGAGCAUUCUUAUGAUAAACUCAUGGAGGCAUUGAAAGAUGGAAAAUGUAACAUGAUUGGAUUUCAUGGGAUGGGAGGAUCUGGUAAAACCACUUUGGUGAAAGAGGUCGGGAAGAAAGCUGAGGAGUUGCAACAUUUCGACAAAGUUGUUAUGGCUGUUGUCUCUCACAAUCCCGAAGUGACGAAUAUCCAAGGUCAAAUUGCAGAUAGUUUGGAUUUGAUAUUGAGGGAAGAGACAACAUUUGGUAGAGCACAAAGACUUUCAACAAGCUUACAAGCUGAGAGGCCUCUUGUGAUCUUGGAUGAUGUGUGGGAGAAGCUUGAUUUUGAAGCCAUAGGGAUUCCACCAUGUUGCACUGUCUUGCUAGCUACUCGCGGUCGAGAUGUAUGCGUGUCUAUGAACUGUCAAACAACGGUUGAACUGUCUCUCUUGGAUGAAGAGGAAGCUUGGACUUUGUUUAAAAGGUGUGCAGAUAUCAUUGAUGACUCACCAUAUGCCUUGAAGUUGAAGAAUGUGCCAAGGAAAAUUGCUAAGAAAUGCAAAGGACUCCCAAUUGCAAUUGUGACUAUGGCAAGUAUGUUAAGAGGGAAGAAAGUUGAAGAGUGGGAAUUAGCAUUGCUUAAACUAGAGGAAUCAGAGGAAAUUGAUGUUGAAGAAGUGUUGAGUAGUUGUUAUGCUUGUAUCAAGUUAAGCUAUGACAAUUUGACAAAGCAAGUUUCAAAGAAUCUCUUUUUGUUGUGCUCGAUGUUUCCAGAAGAUUAUGAGAUCAAUAUGGAAGAUCUGGUUAGGUACAUAAAGGGACUUGGACCAUCUGCCGGGACUAGUGGACCAAUGGAGAAAGUCAGAAGAGAGAUACAAGUGACCAUGAACAUCCUUAAAGAUUCACAUUUAUUGCAACCUUGUGGUAAACAAGAAUUUGUGAAAAUGCAUGACUUGGUUCGGGAUGCAGCCUUAUGGAUUGCUUCAAAAGAAGGCAAAGCGAUUAAGGUACUGACCAAAACAUCGGUAGCAGUAGAAGAAAAUGUAAAAGAGAUCGCUGCAAUGUCCUUAUGGGGCAUGGAAAAUCUUCCUCCUAUUGAUCAAUUACAGUGUACAGCACUCAAGACUCUUCUACUUCAUUCCACAGAUGAAUCUUCUAUACAAUUACCAAAUGAAUAUUUUGGAAAGAUGCAAAUGCUGGAAGUCUUGGGGAUAACAAAAUUUUACUACACAUGGCGCAAUCUGUAUAUGCUGCGCUACUUGAGUUCAUCAUUGUCUAUCUUUGCCGUGCCUCAAUCAAUAGAGAGAUUAACUAGGCUACGGACUCUUUGUCUAAGAGGAUAUGAUUUAGGCGAUAUCUCUAUACUGGCAAGCUUAACAAGACUUGAGAUUCUCGAUUUGCGCAGUUCAUCUUUCGAUGAGCUGCCACAAGGAAUCACAACUUUGCAGAAACUAAGACUACUGGAUAUCUACACUUGUCGCAUCAAGAAGAACAACCCUUAUGAAGUGAUAAGGAAGUGUACACAGCUAGAGGAAUUGUAUAUAUGGAGAGUUGAAGAUGAUUCUUUACCGAUUAUCUCUUUACCAAGGUUACAUAGAUAUGUAAUUGUAUGUGACAAGUCCAGGGAAAACUGUAGAUUCCUCAUAGAUGCUUAUCUAGAAGAUCAUGUGCCAUCAAGAGCGUUAUGCAUAGACCGGUUUGAUGCAUCUGCUCUUAUUCAUGAUUCAUCUUCAAUCAAAGAUUUGUUUCUGAGAUCGAAGCACCUUUACAUGGGACAUCUUCGGGGAGGAUGCAAAAACAUCGUGCCCCACAUGGAUCAAGGAGGGGGCAUGAAUGGGUUGAUUGGACUAAUACUUGAAUCUUGUUCAGAGAUAGAAUGCCUCCUUGAUACUACAAAUACCAAUUUGCCAGCAUUCUUUGAGUUGGUUACGUUGAAGUUGAUAUGGAUGAAUGGUCUUAAACGUGUUUUCUAUGAUCCUACUUCCCAAUGCUCUCUUGAAAAAUUACAAGACCUGCAGAUAGAGUAUUGUACACAACUGAGUAGCAUAUCUUUUCCAAGGAAUUCAAAUAUGUGUAAUCUUAAGAUUCUCAGAUUACAGUGGUGUCCAUUGCUAACAUCAUCACUUUUUGUACCUGCCAUUGCUCGACGUUUAGUGCUACUAGAGGAAUUAAAAAUAUUUGAUUGCAGUAAGUUGAAGCAUAUCAUAGCAGAAGAAUAUGAAGAAGACGAGAGUGCUAGUAAUCCAAGUCCUACCUUGAAAGUGUUCCCAAAUUUAAGGAUUCUUCAUGUGCACGGAUGCCAUAGUUUAGAAUCAAUCUUUCCAAUCUCUUUUGCUCAAAGUCUGGAGAGAUUAGAGAAGAUAGUUAUAUGGUACAACUUUGGGUUAAAUUAUGUAUUUGGCACACACGAAUACAAGAAUAGUGCGAAUGAGAUUAAGGCCAACGUCAAUCUCAUUGCUUUAAGAAGAAUCUCACUUGUAUCACUGUUGAAUUUUAUUGACAUUUUCCCAAACUAUUGUCAUUCAAGGUCGCCAAAUUUGAAAGAGAUAGAAUGCAUAGAAUGUCCUCGCUUAUCAACCAACCUUAUGUACAAGACUUUGCUCAGUUCAGAUCAACAGAAAUGUCUCACGGCCACUGAGGAGAGAGUGGUCUUUCCUGAUAGCGAAGAACCUGUCCUAGCCUUGGAAUAUCUCACCUUUGAGAAUUCCAUGGUAGAAGGUAUUUUCCAACUGCAAGCUGUAAAACAAGGGCCAUUGAAUUCAAACUUAUCUCAUUUAUGUUUAAAGGAUUUACCCAAGUUGAGUCUUAUUUGGAAGGGUCCAAAAGAUGUUCUCAACCUCCAGAAACUCAAGAGUUUGGUUCUGGUUGGAUGUAGAAACUUGGAAACCAUCUUCUCUCCUACUAUUGUUGGAAGCCUAGCUGAGCUGAGUGAACUUGUUGUAAGCAAGUGUGAGAAGUUGAAGCAAAUAGUUUGUUCAGAUAAUUCAAUGCGCUUCCCUCUACUGUCCAUUGUUCAUGUCUUUCAGUGCAACAAUUUGAACUUCCUUUUCUCUCAAUCAUUGCCUUCUCCAUUUCGUGAACUAGAAUUUAUUACUAUAGAGGAGUGUUAUGAAAUAGAACAGGUUUUCUUUUGCAAUGAAGAUGAUAGAAGUCAACAUGUGCCAGAAGAAAACAAACAGAAUUUAGUACUUCCAAAAUUGCGAGAGGUGAAACUCGUACGUUUGCCAAACAUCACUGAAUUUUCUAAAGGACCUUAUAAACUGCAGCAAAAUGUGGAACAUUAUACAGCGAGAAACUGUCCCAAAUAUACUUGUGCUUGGUUGCAGGAAAAGACUCCAUUUUCAACCAUACAUUUACAAACAAAAGGGGAUGUUUGUGAAAUGGGAUUAGGAUUAGGCUCAGGCUCAACUAGUACUUUUUCCGCCACUACUGAUAUUAAUCCUCAGAUACAAGAGAGGGUUAGCAAGUUGGAAACAAAUUUAGAAUCGGAGAGACAGAGAAGAAGGUUGAUGGAGUUAGAUUUGCAGGUUGAGAGGGAAAGGCGAAAACUAAUAGAACUGAAACUGGAAGCUGAGCAAGAAAGACGACGAUUCAUGGAAGAAACAAUGCUUUCUUUCUUUCAUAAAAUGCUUGGAAGGGUCCCUCAACAGUUUGCUUACCUUCUUUCACAAACUCAAUCGGCACAAAAUGAAGAAAGUGAAGAUCAGGACUUUCAAGAUGUAUCCAUACAGUCCCUCUGAAUCAGUCAUGAUCAUGAUCAAAUAUGAGAUGACAUAAUCUACUUAAAUAGAAAGAAUAGAUGAUAUAAGUUAGAAU